CGGCGGCCAUGGCGGCCAUGGCGGGAGCGGUGGUGCGGGUCGGCUGCGCCUCGGCCCUGCGGGCAUCGCUGUCACCGCUGAGGGCGGUCCGGGCGCUCCGGGUUUGCAGACUGAAGUCAUCGGUCAGCUUUCUUACUCGACCAGAUCGACCAAAUAUUGCUUAUCAGAAACUAAAAGGCAGGAAUCCGGGGGUUAUUUUCCUUCCAGGCUUCAAUUCAAAUAUGAAUGGUCAGAAAGCAACUGCCCUUGAAGAUUUCUGCAAAUCAUUAGGCCAUGCCUUCAUCAGAUUUGACUAUACAGGAUGUGGAAGUUCAGAUGGUAAAUUUGAAGAGUGUACAAUUGGGAAGUGGAGAAAAGAUGUUCUGUCUAUACUGGAUGAACUUACAGAUGGACCACAGAUUCUGGUGGGCUCCAGCAUGGGUGGAUGGCUGAUGCUUCAUGCUGCAAUAGCACGCCCAGAUAAAGUAGCUGCUCUGGUUGGAGUAGCUGUAGCAGCAGAUCACGUUGUAACAACUUUCAAGAGGCUUCCCAUUGAGGCACAAAAAGAAAUAGAAGAAAAGGGCGAAUGGAAGUAUCAAACAAAGCACAAUGAGGAAGGAUAUUACUCCUUGACCUAUGACUUUAUCAGAGAAGCAGAAAAUCACUGUGUGCUGAAUAGUCCUAUUCCUGUAACAUGUCCCAUACGCCUUAUCCAUGGCAUGAAGGAUGGUGAUGUCCCUUGGCAGAUCUCUAUGCAGGUUGCUGAUCGUGUUUUGAGCAAGGACGUGGAUGUUAUCCUCCGCAAAAUCGGCCAGCAUCGGAUGAGUGACAAGGAGGAUACAAAACUCCUUGUGAAUACUGUUGAUGAUUUAAUCGACAAGCUGUCAAUAGUAGCAUAAGCUGAAGGGUAGCAUUAGUGCAUGAACUCUACACCUGAUUCUUUUCCUUGAGUAACAGAAGCCUUGUUCUUACCCAGACAGUGGCAAGUCUGUGACUGUCACAGUAGGAACUGAGCUUUAUCUGCCGUUUCCUUACCUCUGUUUUGUAAAUACAGGUAUUUUGUUAUUGCUGCAUUUGCACACAGUCCAAAGUGGGAAGGAGUGCUGCUAUUGUGUUCAGAACCUCUCUUUCAACACUUUAACCAUUUUUUUCACAAAUUUCCUACAAUUUUGUACUGAAAUGUUGAUUAAUUUUUGUUACUAUUGGCCUGUAUAGUAGAACUUUAUUUUCACAUCUUUGACACUUAUUAUUGUCCUUCUGCUGUAGCAUCAUUGUAUCUCAUGUCUGAAACCAUCUGUGCAAGGCAGAAUACAACUUGAGUGUUUACUGAAGUUAGUUAUUAGAAUAGUGAGUACCAUGAAACACAAUAAACAGAUUUCAGAUAAA
This is a messenger RNA of Corvus hawaiiensis (hawaiian crow), 1365 nucleotides long. RefSeq names its product abhydrolase domain containing 10, depalmitoylase (gene ABHD10). Lineage: Eukaryota; Metazoa; Chordata; Aves; Passeriformes; Corvidae. The record is from RefSeq and is a predicted model, not a curated record. Gene Ontology annotation, cellular component: mitochondrion. Bases 9 to 878 code for a protein of 289 amino acids. The transcript has 5 exons. Gene Ontology annotation, molecular function: palmitoyl-(protein) hydrolase activity; hydrolase activity, hydrolyzing O-glycosyl compounds. Gene Ontology annotation, biological process: protein depalmitoylation.